Pieris napi is the source of this 6424-nucleotide messenger RNA. RefSeq lists its product as uncharacterized. Gene Ontology annotation, cellular component: nucleus. NCBI's taxonomy places the organism in Eukaryota, Metazoa, Arthropoda, Insecta, Lepidoptera, Pieridae. Bases 509 to 4921 code for a protein of 1470 amino acids. The record is from RefSeq and is a predicted model, not a curated record. The transcript has 8 exons.
ACGGCUUGUUGUCCGGUUUUUCAUUCGACAUAAGACAAGUAAGAUGGCGGCGAUUAAUGUGAAAGGCGAAACGUUGUAAUUUUUCUGCUUGUAAAUAAAAGUAGCAGCAGUUUUCAAACGUUCAAUAACAAUAAGAACCGCGACGUAUAUUUAUUUCCCAGUAUCGAUAAUACGUGACAGUUUUGCGACUAAUUUAUGACGGUUCAAGUGCUUCUCCGUUUCACAAUAGACAAAACCCGUCGUCACGAGCACAAGAAGAGUCUAGUCGAGGCCAUAUUUACGAUGUUAUCUGUUUUGUGAGCGUCCACUGAAACCACAUUGACAUUAUUUAUAACAAAACUAAAGAGAUGGAGUGCAAUUCAAGUACAUAGAGGAAAUAUCUAAAAAGAUGAUAACAAGUGCUGCAUUUAGUGGUAUUUGAUAAUUUUACAUUUGUAAUUUAAAUUAUGGAUGAAAGUGUGGACUUAUAUUGAUAUUAUAAAAAAACAAUAACAAGACGGAGGUGGUAAUGGAUCCAGUAGGACCAUGGUCAGCAUAUGCUUCAUACAAUCGGCUAGCUGGUGUUCAGGCUGGUGCUGCAAGUGGAGAUUUUCAUCACCACCUGGCAAGCAGUGGAACAGGUUUAGGCAGCCAAUCGGUGCCCUCAACCACAAGCCAAUUGUUACUGCAGGCAGCUCAUACAACUGCAUCACUUGCAGGCCAAUUGGGCUCUACCACUGCAUCACCAUUUAAUCCUAGUAGUUUUUUGUCUCCACCAGCUGUAAGUUAUGAUGCUGUUUUCUCGCCAUUAUUUCACCACGCAAAUCCUAAACCAGCACACUACAGUUCUUCUUUACAACACCGCCAAGUCAUAGCACAAGCUCAAGCUGCUGUGGCUUCUAAGCAGUCAUCUGUAGAAACAGAACUAUCCUCAUUAAGAGAGAAUUAUUCUCAUCAGGCAAUUGCCGCACAAGGGACUUCAUUUUUUGAUCAGCCUACAACUCCUGGUGGUACAGCAGGCCUAAGUUGGCAGGGCAAUAAUCAACUACCAAGUCCAUUUGGAAUUCUACCUCAUGAAAGUGUUGUGCCGUCAUCACCCAGCCCAGCUACAACAAAAUCAGGGGCAACUUAUGAAAAUUUUAAUGCUCAUUUUGCUGCAGCUCAGACUUUAAAUAAUCACAUAAACUCACAAAUUACCAAUGCUGGUAAACAAACAAACAGGUCAGGAUCCCCAGCGACUGCAGCUAAACAACCUGUAUCUUCAGCACCUUCAACAUUUUUCCAAUCUCCUUCAAGUUACGGAAAUCAAAGUGACAAUUCAUAUAGUACAAGUGGUUCUAAAAGUGGACUUUCAACACAACAGGAUUAUGCGGGAAGUAAGUCAUAUUCAAGUUCUGCAAGUUCAAGUGCUCAUUCCCAACAAACUUGUAUUGUGUCAACUCCACCUGUGACUUCUUCCUCCACCCCUCCAACUAAAGACUUCCGUUCCUCAUCUUCCAACUCAACUCGCCCCUCAUCCAUUUAUAAUUCCCAGUCCCCCAAAAGUGCCAGUAGUGAAAAACCAUCCCGACCAACCAAUAGUAGUAGUGGUUUUGUAUCACCCACACCUAAACCUCCCCAGGUUCAAACUAAAGCUCAAAGUAAAGUUUAUCCUGAGAUUAACAGUGAACAAAGAAAGAGUUGUGAAUCCAUUGAUAAACUUCAGCCACAAUCUUCUCCUAUUAGUUAUUCAAUUAUGGAUGCUCCCGGUAGGUUAAGUUAUAACAGCUCUAAUGGAAGUUCUAAGUCAAAUAGAAUAGGUAACUCUCCUUACUCAUCAUCCCAGACUUCCAGUUUCAGACAUUACCAAAGUGGUAAUAAUGUUGAAACUGAAUAUCAUGUAAGAGCCAAGAGUAGUUCUAGCACUGACACUGGUUAUUCUAGUAGUAGCUCUCAAAACGGUCCCGAUUGUAGUAUAGGUGCAGCCAAGCGACAGAGUCCUUUGCAAGUAGCCCCACAAACCUCACCGUUAGGUCAUAGGUCUAGCCCUGCCUAUCCCAUUUAUCACAGUCCUAUGAAUUCUAUUCAUUCUCCACAACAUGGAGAUCAUUAUGGUAAAGUAAAUAAUGCUGCGCCAAGAUCUCCUUUAGAUGCAUCUAUAUCAAGACCCCCAUCUCAAAAUAGUCAAGUCGCCUAUCCUUCAGUUAUCACAAGGGCAUUAGGUAUCGAACAAGCUAAGUCAUUUAAUGAAAAUCGGUAUGACCGUAACCAAAAUUCUGCACCCAACUGCUGGGAGUCUGAACGGCAAAGAAAAUUUGCUAGUAAUGGUAAUACCGGUGGAAGCUCUACUAAUUAUAGUAAUAUAUCGGAAAAUAAUACUCAUAAUGAAAAGACAACGUCUCAAUCUCAAAAUUCUAUGGAUAGGACCCUAGGCUUAAGUGAAAAACCUAAUUGCUUUGAUAGUAAUAAUGUAGCUUUACAGGAUUUAUCUAGCUGUCGCGGUGAUCCUAUGAGUAUAGUUAAGAAUUUACAAAGCCUACAACAAAGUUGUCAAGUACAAGAAUCAAAACCAAGUAAAACCGUAACACCUGUAGUGAGUGCCCCUCCAGUAGCUAAAGUUACCAGAAGAAAAAGUACUGAAAAACCUAUACCACAUUCAAAUGAACUUACCAAUGCUGCAGUUAUGGCCGACUACUUAGCUAGUAGAAUACCGCCACCAGCACAUAGUUCAACAAAUAACCAACAGCAAAACGGCAGCUUUUUUGACUUUGAGAGAUGGAACCUUCCUCCCCCACCUCCAAAAAUGUUCCCCGGUACUUCAGCUUUUGGUUCUCAGGCCCCUUUACAUGCUAGUAAUUUUAACCAACAUCAGGCCUUGGCAAUGCAGCACAGUCAUGCAUUAACAUAUUUUCCACCAUUUCACUUAGGACCCCAUCCCGACUUCCAAUCCUCUGUGGAGUUAACACCUUUAUCUUCAUUCAGUGAAACUCCACCUUCGGCUUCCUCGUCAUCGUUUUCAACUCCUGAAACUCGUGAGGAGGAACAGCCCAAGGUGGUAGUACCCAAUAUAGAGGAAGAACUCGGUUUCCUUGCAGAACAACGCGCUAACACUUCGACGACGGUAGCACCCACUUCACAGCAGCAGAAUCUUAACAGUGCCUCGCAAGACGCUACUUCGAAAGUAAUGGAAAAAAAAUUCAACGUUCCCGUCACGGGCCCGGGGUCGGGCUUUAUGGCUUCUUAUUUAAAAUUUUUGCAAGGAGAACGCGACACGUCUCCUCCGCCGGCCGGCCGAGGCGCUCGAAAGUCUACGUGGUCGAGAACGAACACCAAUAGUAAUACUGUCAAUAACAAGGCAUUUAACCCCAAUGAAGUUCCAAAAAACCCAUGCGAGGCAAACUCAACCCAAAGUGCGAAUGGCGCGAUGGCCUCCUCGAGCGUGCUAAAUGCCGGGAUGGCUCUAAACAACCCGGUGAUGAGUCCGGCGGCGGGGAUGAACUCCGCCGGUCUAUUGGGUGCUAAUCAGCUGCACGGAGCUCAGUCGAACCUGUUGGGUUCGCAGCCGAAAGGCGUCGAGUUGGACGACCCGAGAUAUUACCAUUUGAAUAAGGACAGAAAGAGAAAGUACGACGGCACCGAGGAGGCCGCCUACGACGCCGAGGAGGAAGCGCGGCGGAUGAACAAGCCCGUGCUGAACGUGCCCAGUACGCCGCUGAACGACAAGGCGAAGAAAGGGCGCGCGGCGCUUAGCAAAGCGCCUCCGUCUGCGGCCGUAGCGCCUCAGCCCGCCUCGGCCAAGAAACCCCGAGCCCCGGCCCCCGCGCCUGCGCUGCAGCCGGUGCCGCAGCAGCAGUACUAUUACCAGCACCAGCCCGACGAAGUAGGUGCUCAUUCUGGUGCUUUGGGAUAUGGUUACGGAUCGACGGAAAAUGAUGCGAACUCAAACCGGAAGUUGCAUAAUAUUAAAACCCAUCAACAAAUUCCCAAUACCGGUCAAAUAGAUAAUUCACGGCCCAUUGAAGAAAUGCCGUAUCAGUCCGGUGAGUUCGUAGCGUUAAAAAAUGAAUUGGCAGAAAUGUGGCCGACGAUAUGGAGGGUAGACGGAAAAACGCUAUUACAAAAAUACGAGCCCUUCGAAGAUAACGGAAAAGUUUUGUACAGGAAUAUAUCAACGUAUACAGUAUGGAAUCCCGAAAACAAGAAAUUAUACACACAAGUGCAAGUGAAAAUUCGGUCCCAAACCCACCUCGAAACAAUAGUAGAGUUAGUGAGAAGUGAACUCCAAGGAGACGACUGCCAUUUCAUAGAGAAACGGAUGCUUGAGACCCAAAUGUAUCAAGAGAACUUCGAAGUGUAUAUACAAACGUUAAUAUCACACGCCUUAGACCCUAAUUUCCUUACAGAAAUAUUUCAGGAACAGGACGAGUACUUCCUAUCGAACGUAAAAACGGUAGACGAGGUCACAGAGACCAUGAGAACACGCGUCUCAAGUGGGGUCUGUGGUGGCGGUAAUGGAUCCCGGUCUUUGGAUGCGGCGGUAGCCACAUGGCCAGGAUUAAGUGUGGCGGCUGGAAAUGGUGUUUGCAGAGCGUGUGUGCGGCCGGCAGUCGCAAGACUAUUGCUCUACGGACAGCCUUACAACCCUGCUACGUUGGAACCCGUCCAGCCAGAUGCAAGACUGGCGUAUGAGAAGGAGUUCCUAGUGUGCGCGGCCUGCUGCGGCAGAGUGCAAUUGUACACGAAGAUAUCUCACCAGAAGUACCUGAUGUACACUGAAUGCAGCAAACGUGUUGCCGAGAAGCGAAUGCAGAACCCCAGCAAAGAUACCACUGCCAUACUCAAUGAGCUGCUGGCUGAUGAGCCGUGGCUCUCACAGUUAUUCCGUGACGUGCGACAUUCUUGGGCGGAAGCAGAGUCGUGGGAAAGAAAAAUGCGGCACGCGAUGUCCAGACAAAUGAUUUAACAUACGAUGUAACAUGGACAAUUUAUAUGUGAUUUGUGACAUCGCUAGCAUUUAAUUAGAUUAAUAUACUGUUGAAUAUAACGCCAUUUAACCUCCAUAGUUUAUUCCAUGUUCGAUUCUAGCGGGAAAAUAUUUUUUGCAAAGCCUCACGAACUAUCGAAUAGUUUCUAUGGAAAUUCGGAAUUGAACGGAAGCCCGAAUAGUAUUCGUGUAGUAAUUAACGUGAAUCAAAACUAUUUAAAGUGCUUUAUUCGCUUAUAAGCCUGACAUUUGAAUAAUAAUUUUAAUAUUAUUUUUAUAAGGGAAAAGAAAUAUGUCUGUAUGUUUGUUUUUGUUGCGAGGCGAAAUUGACGUGGAAUAAAUUAUUGGUUUGGUCCAUAUUUGACUUAUCACAUACCAACAUCACUUUAGGCUGUUACUUAUGUUAGUUGGUGCCAAUUUUGCUGACUGUACCUCAAAAUUAAUUAAAACUUGCAUUAAUAUGUCACUGGAAAGACUGCAAAUCUUAGGGCUAAACCGAUUUUGAUGCAUUUUAAGUGAGUUUGAAAAAGUAUUAAACGCUUAUUAGUCAAAAAUUGGAAUCGUUUAAUCAUAGAAUUGCAUAUUUAAAUAAAAUUUACUUUUACUAACAAUUCUCAAUUGAAACUAACAACAAUUUUAGGUCCGUAUUCCAAAAGAUAUCUCGAGACACAAUCUCCUCUUGAGCACUCUCAAAUAUGCAAAAGUUCAGGAAUGAUUUGACAGCUCUUAAAAGCAGAUUUAAGAUUGAGUGACGUUCUAGAACACGGGAGAACGUGUUCUAGAACGUCACACACUUUAGCCAUUCAUGGUAAAUAUUUGUUUAGCAAUAGUCGAUGAGCGGUAAGAAUGUACCAAUACUUAAAAGGCCGGCGGUAUCACUUAACAUCAGGUGAGCCUCCUCCCUGUUUCUUGUUCUAUAAAAAAAAAAUGUUGCUGGAACCUUUGUUUAAAUCAAUUGGAAGUGUUCUCUGUAUCUGAUGUAUAGGAUUACAGAUGGAGAAUAUUGAAGCCCCCCCCCCCCCUUCGUGUAACGCGCCGUAACGUUUUUCUGUACCCAAUAGUAAAACAUUUUGUGACCACCAAAGUGAUUCUUUAUACCAUAAAGGUAUCAUUAUGUGGUGUAAAGUACUGGAAAGUCGAAAAUAAUAUUAACAAUACCGCGAACACACACCCUCCUUCCAAAAUUCGUUACGUUAUACUUCUGCAAAAAGAACAUUUGUUGGGUAUAUUUAGGGUUUGGGAAAUUUCUUCAAAUGCGUCGUUAUUUUUGUUUCUAUCCUUGUAUUUUUGAUUCAGGAGUCCCAUAAUGCUUUUGAUUGAAACAGUUCUAUUAUUUGCAUUAUUUUAUCAUUGCUCCACACUAUGUAUUAUAAAGUCGCAAACACGUCCACACACGGCAACAAAUCGUCAUAGUCGUAGAAUAGUGACGGAUGUGACAAAUAGUAAACUUUACGGGGCAGCCAUUUCUAAAUAAUAUAAUCA